This is a messenger RNA of Rotaria sp. Silwood2, 10524 nucleotides long. The record is from the annotation of a GenBank genome assembly. NCBI's taxonomy places the organism in Eukaryota, Metazoa, Rotifera, Eurotatoria, Philodinida, Philodinidae.
AUGCACAACGGACGAUCACAUACAACUAACCAGAAUGGUAGUGUUGCGAAGACAAAACCUGCUGACAAAUCUAAGACAUUAGUUGCACCACCUUAUUCAAGCAGUAUCGCUAGGCCUUUAGCAGCUUGGCCUCGUGAUCAAGGUGAAGUGUCGGAAUUGUAUAAAGUUGUUCUCCAUCAAAAUACUCACCCUCCAUUAGUUCAAACAGAUUCAUGGACAGUAGCUGCACCAUUUAAAGAACAAAAACAUGUUCGGACAGCUGUCGAAUCAAUUGCUAAUAAUUUUAGUCCACAAGCACAACGUUUAGAUAUACGAAAAUUACCACAAAAUAAACAAACAAUACCAUAUCCAGGCGACGGUUAUUAUCGAGGAGUUGAUGAAUUUUUAAAACGAACACGUGAGGAACCAGGAACACCACAUUGGAUACAAAAAAAACAAAAACGUGCACAAGACUUUCGAAAAGAAAAAGCAGAAAAAUGGGUAAUGCCUCCAUCACGUCCAAUUUCACCAACAGAACAAUUGAAUUUGCUUUCGUGGAUCAAUACCGAAGAAUCAAAUCAUAUUCCUGAACCAAAAAAAGAAGAAGUCGAACGAUAUUGGUAUUAUAUUUCCAAAGGAGUUCAAUCACGUAUGAUUGCACCUGAACCAGCUGAUCAAUAUAAUAGAUUUUGUUUACAUCUUACAUCAAAACUCACUCGACCAUCAUUAAAAUCUUUACAUGAUGAAUUAAAAAAUGAAAUUCACACAAGUUAUGAUCUUGCUGUUCGAAAAGCAGUUGUUGAUUAUAUUUUAUUAGAUCCACAUGAACGACAACGUGUUAAAAUUCAAAAUGUACCAAAAAUAUUUCGUUUACGUACAAUACGUGCACCAAUAGCAUGGCAUGAUACAAUGGAAGAAACAAAAAAAUAUUUAUUAAUAACAUUACAUACAAAUAAUCCAAUAAUGACAUUUUUACAAACACUUUGGGAUGAAACAUAUACACAACAACGAUUAAUUAGUUUUCAAGAUCUUAUUCAAGCAUCAUUACCAAUGAUACCACAUGAUUUUGAAAAAUUUGUUGAACAACGUGUUAAUCAAAUGAGACAAACUCUUAUAUCACAGUGGCUGAAUAGUUGUAGUCGAAUAGUUGCCGAAAAUCGUCAAUAUUGGGAAUCUAUGGUUCCAAUGGAAGAUGAUGGUAGUACGGACAUAGUUGAAUCAUUUUUUAAUACUGUUGCUGCUCGUAUGGCUGCACAUAUACGUCAACUUGUUAAUUCUUCACUUGAAGAUUUUGCAAAAUUUUUUGAAGAAUAUUCUGAUGGAAAUGAUUUUAAAACAAAAAAUCCUGAAUCUAUAUAUCAUGUUAUGGAUUUUGCACAAAAACCUGUAUUUAUACAACGUUUAUAUGCUGAUGGACCUAAAAUAGCAUUUGAUCCAACAAAUCAAGAUAUUCGUUCAAUGCUUCAACGUUGUAUAAAACAUAUUGUUAAUGGUGCUGCUAAUAUACCACGUAUUGAAUCACAUUUAUUUGAUUCAAAAACAAAAUUACUUAUUCGUAAUGUACGUAUUGACGAAGAAAUUGUUGAAAAUACGACACAACGUGUAUUAUAUGUAUUAACAAAAAAUAUUCCUGGACCACAAUUAUAUUUACAUGAAUAUGAUCAAUAUCAAACAUUAUUAAAUAAUAAAUCUGAAUCUGAUACAAUUGAAUUUCUUCGUCAAACACAUGCACUUGAUGAAUUUGAAUUUGAAAUAAAACAAAAAACAGCAUUAUCUAAUGAAAUAAUACUUAAACGUAUAUGGGCACCAUUGAAUUUAUUUAAUUUAGAUUGUCGUGAUCUAAAUGAUCAUUUAAUAAAAAUUGUACAAAAAUUACGAAAUAAAUUAGUUCAACAUUGUAUUGAUGAUAAUUCAAAAUUAAAUAAAGAAAUUGUUCGAGAAUAUGAUGAAAUAGCUACAACUGUUAGUGUACCAGCUGAUGAAACUGAAGAAUUAGUUAAAACAGCCGAUUAUCUUAAUAAAGCAUUAGAAACGACAAUUUUUAAAUUAGCACAUAAAAUUGGAGAAGCUAAAGAUCGAUUAAUGUUUUUAUUGGAAUAUGCUCUUAUGUCACCGGAAGAUUUAAAACUUAAUGCACAAGUAUUUCAUUGGCCAGAAAAUAUAAUGAAUAUUUUAGAACUUAAUCAAGGUCGAUUAGCAGCUUUACGUGAACGAGCUGAAGAACGUUUACGUGAUCAUAUUCUUAAAUUUGAAAAGAAACUUGAAGACUUACAAAAAGAUGUUGAUCUAUUUCGACGAAAAGAAGUAUUAAGUAAUGAAGAAAUGCGUUCAAAUGUUGAAAAACUAGCUGAUAUUAAUAAACUUCUUGAAGAAUAUAAACUUGAAGGUGAAUUAAUUAAUCGUGAUCAAACAUUACUUGCUUGGGAAGUAACACCAUUUCCUAAACUGCAAGAAAUAGUUGUUGCUAAAGAUCCAUAUGAAAAAUUAUGGAAUACAGCAUGGCAAUUUUAUACAUCUUAUGAACAAUGGAUGAAUGGACCAUUUCGAGGUCUUAAUGCUGAAGGCAUCAAUGAUGAAGUUCAAAAUAUGUGGCGUACAGUUCAUAAAUUACAAAAAUCUUUAACUGAUCAAGUUGGUCCUCGUCGUGUUGCUGAUUUAAUUAAAAGUCGUAUUGAUAAAUUUAAAGUCCAUAUACCAUUAUUACAAGUUACAUGCAAUCCUGGUUUAAAAGAACGUCAUUGGGAACAAAUGAGUCAAUUAGUUGGCCUUGUAUUACCACAUGAUGAAACAGCAUCAUUAAGUGAUUUAAUUGAACUUGGUUUAGCCAAAUUUGUUGAUAAAUUAGAUGAAAUUGGUGGUAGUGCAUCAAAAGAAUAUUCACUUGAAAAAGCUAUGAGUAAAAUGAAAGAUGAAUGGAAUGAAAUGUUAUUUACAUUUGUUAAAUAUCGUGAUACAUCAGCAUAUAUAUUAUCAGCUGUUGAUGAUAUCCAAUUAAUGUUAGAUGAUCAUAUUAUAAAAGCACAAACAAUGUUAGGUAGUCCAUUUAUAAAACCAUUAGAAGAUGAUAUGCGUGUAUGGUGUGAUCGACUUACUUUAUUACAAGAUAUAAUUGAUAUAUGGCUUAAAGUACAAGCAGCAUGGCUUUAUCUUGAACCAAUCUUCAGUUCAGAUGAUAUUGUCAAUCAAAUGCCUGAAGAAGGGCGAAAAUUUAAUACUGUUGAUAAUCAUUGGAAAGAAAUUAUGAUAAAUGCUGUUCAAGAUGCUCAUGUACUUAUUGCAACAAAUCAACCAGGAAUGUUAGACAAAUUACGUGAAGGUUUUCGUUUACUUGAAGAAAUUCAAAAAGGCCUUAAUAAUUAUUUAGAAAAGAAAAGAUUAUUUUUUCCACGAUUCUUUUUUCUAUCAAAUGAAGAAUUACUUGAAAUCUUAUCUGAAACAAAAGAUCCAUUACGUGUUCAACCACAUUUAAAAAAAUGUUUCGAAGGUAUUAAUCGUUUAGAAUUUAAUGAACAACAAGAAAUAACAGCAAUGAUAUCUGUUGAAAAAGAAGUUGUACAAUUUAAAUCAACAAUUAAUCCAAGUAAAGCACGUGGUAUGGUUGAAAAAUGGUUAAUACAAGUUGAAGAUCAAAUGCUUUUAUCAAUACGUAUGAUAAUUAAAGAAGCAUUAAGUGCAUAUGUAAAUCGUGAUAGAAAACGAUGGGUUUUAGAAUGGCCAGGACAAAUAGUUAUAUGUGCAAGUCAAGUUUAUUGGACAACAGAAGUUGAAGAAUCAAUAUUGAAUAAUACAUUAGAGCAAUUUCUUUUAAAAUCUAAUGAACAAAUUAAAGAUACAGUUAAUAUUGUUCGAGGAAAAUUAGAAAGUGGACCAAGACGAACAUUAGAAGCAUUAAUUGUUAUUGAUGUACAUGCAAGAGAUGUUGUUACAAAUUUAAUUCAAACACAAAUUAGUAAAAUAACGGAAUUUAUUUGGAUAUCACAAUUAAGAUAUUCUUGGAAAACAGAAGAAGAAAAACUUAUGGUUAAUAUGAUUUCAACGGAACUUGAAUAUGCAUAUGAAUAUUUGGGUAAUACAUCUCGUUUGGUUAUUACACCAUUAACAGAUCGAUGUUAUAGAACAUUAAUGGGUGCAUUAAAAUUAAACUUGGGAGGUGCACCGGAAGGUCCAGCUGGUACAGGAAAAACAGAAACAACAAAAGAUUUAGCUAAAGCUGUUGCAAAACAAUGUAUUGUAUUCAAUUGUUCAGAUAGUUUGGAUUAUAAAGCAAUGUCGAAAUUCUUUAAAGGAUUAGCUCAAUCAGGUGCUUGGGCCUGUUUUGAUGAAUUUAAUCGUAUUGAAUUAGAAGUAUUAUCAGUCGUAGCUCAACAAAUUCAAUUAAUUCAACGAGCUAUAGCUGCUCAUCAAAAACGAUUUAUUUUUGAAGAUACGGAACUUGAACUUAAUCCAACAUGUUCUGUAUUUAUAACAAUGAAUCCUGGUUAUGCUGGUCGAUCAGAAUUACCUGAUAAUUUAAAAGUACUUUUUCGUACGGUAGCUAUGAUGGUACCGGAUUAUGCAAUGAUUGGUGAAAUUAGUUUAUAUUCAAUGGGUUUUAUUGAUGCUCGUUCUUUAUCUGGAAAAAUUGUCGCAACAUAUAAAUUAUGUUCCGAACAAUUAUCAUCUCAACAUCAUUAUGAUUAUGGUAUGCGUGCUGUUAAAUCUGUUUUAACAGCAUCUGGAAAUUUAAAACAGAAAUAUCUUGAUGAAGAUGAAUCAAUCUUAGUUUUACGUGCUAUUAAAGAUGUUAACUUACCAAAAUUUCUUGCUCAAGAUGUUCCACUAUUUGAAGGCAUUAUUAGUGAUCUAUUUCCUGGUGUUGUUUUACCAACACCUGAUUAUGCAGUUUUUCUUGAAGCUAUUCAUAAUAAUUCAAAGCAUUUAAAAUUACAACCUGUACAAUUUUUUGUUGAUAAAAUAAUUCAAAUUUAUGAAAUGAUGUUAGUUCGUCAUGGUUUUAUGAUUGUCGGACCAUUUAUGGGUGGAAAAUCAGCAGCUUAUAAAGUUUUAGCUGCUGCUUUAGGAGAUUUAGAAGCUGCAGGAAUGAUGGAUGAACAUAAAGUUAUUUAUAAAGUUAUUAAUCCAAAAUCAAUUACUAUUGGACAACUUUAUGGAGAAUUUGAUAAGGUUUCACAUGAAUGGACUGAUGGUGUUUUAGCUACAACAUUUCGAGAAUAUGCAGCUAGUCAAACAUUAGAUAGAAAAUGGAUUAUUUUUGAUGGACCUGUUGAUGCUGUUUGGAUUGAAAACAUGAAUACAGUUCUUGAUGAUAAUAAAAAGCUUUGUUUAAUGAGUGGUGAAAUAAUUCAAAUGAAUACUCAAAUGAAUUUAAUAUUUGAACCUGAAGAUCUUGAACAAGCAUCGCCAGCCACAGUAUCACGUUGUGGCAUGAUUUAUAUGGACCCAAAUCAACUUGGUUGGCGUGUAUUUAAAGAUUCCUAUAUACAAUAUGAAUUACCAACAUCAUUAACAAAAGAAGCACGUGAAUUAAUUAAUGAUUUAUUUGAAUGGAUGGUUGAUCCAUGUCUUGAUUUUCUUCGUUUUAAUUGUAAAUUUCAAUUAUCAACAUCACCAAUACAUUUAACAUUUAGUAUUAUGCGUUUAUAUUCAUCAUUAAUGGAUGAAAUAGUUGGUGCUGGUACAACAGGACAUGAUGGAAAACUUUAUCCUGAAGUAAAUGCUAAUACAAUGUUACUUUGGUUACAAGGUUUAUUUUUAUUUGCACUUAUAUGGGGUUUAGCUGGUACAAUAACGGGUGAUAGUCGAAAAAAAUUUGAUACAUUUUUAAGAGAUUUUCUAACCGGUACUAUGGAAGAAUAUCCCAAACCAAAAUCAAUUAAAUUUUCAAAAGCAAAUAUUUUUCCUGAACGAAAUACAUGUUUUGAUUUUUAUUUUGAAAAAAAAGCAGCUGGACAUUGGCGUGAUUGGCCUGAUAUGAUAGCAAAAGAAGAUUUAACUAUUCCAGAUGGUGUUCGAGUUGUCGAUUUAAUUAUACAAACAGAUGAAACAGCUCGACAAGCAUUCUUUUUAGAUACAUUUAUUUCACAUAAUCUUCCACUUUUAUUUGUUGGACCAACUGGUACUGGUAAAUCGGCAAUCAAUAAUUAUUUUCUUGUUCGAUUACCAAAAGAAAAAUAUGUUGCUAAUGUUGUUAAUUUUUCUGCUCGAACAUCAUCAAAUCAAACAAUGGAUACAAUAAUGAGUAAACUUGAUCGACGUCGUAAAGGUGUUUAUGGACCACCAAUGGGUAAAAAAUGUAUGAUCUUUGUUGAUGAUUUAAAUAUGCCAGCAAAAGAAAAAUAUGGUAGUCAGCCACCUAUUGAAUUACUGCGUCAAUGGCUUGAUCAAGGUUAUUGGUUUGACCGUAAAGAUACAUCCAUGAUAACACUUCUUGAUCUCCUCUUUCUUGGCGCAAUGGGUCCACCAGGUGGUGGUCGUAAUACAAUAACUGGUCGAUUUUCUCGUCAUUGUAAUAUAGUAUCCAUAGAUUCAUUUAGUGAUGAGACAAUGCAAAAAAUUUUUACAUCAAUUGUUGAUUGGCAUUUUGCACGUGGUUUUGAAGCAUCAUUUCAACGUAUUGGUCGUUUACUUAUUCAAGCUACACUGCAAGUAUAUAAAAAAGCAUGUGAACAAUUUUUACCAACACCACAAAAAUCUCAUUAUUUAUUUAAUUUACGAGAUUUUUCGCGUGUUGUUCGAGGUGUAUUACUUGUAUCAUCAAAUAAUUUAAAAGAUGAAAAAAAAUUAUAUCGUUUAUGGAUACAUGAAAUUUAUCGAGUAUUUUAUGAUCGACUUAUUGAUGAUGAUGAUAGACAAACAUUUUAUUCAACAGUUAAAGAAGUUAUGAAUGAAAUAUUAAAACAAGAUAUUGGUAAAGUACUUGAACAUCUUAUACCAGCAAAUGCACCAUCACCAAAGCAACUUCGAGAUGAACAUAUUCGUGCAUUAAUGUUUGGAGAUUUUAUAAAACCUGAUGCUGAUGUAAAACCUUAUGAUGAAAUAGUUGAUUUAAAACAAUUACAAAAAGUAAUGGAAACUUAUUUAGAAGAUUAUAAUGCUAUAAGUAAAAGUCCAAUGCAACUUGUUAUGUUUCAAUUUGCUAUUGAACAUAUAUCACGUGUAUCGCGUAUACUGAAACAAGAUCAAGGUCAUGCUUUACUUGUUGGAAUUGGUGGAAGUGGACGAAGUUCAUCAUGUAAAAUGGCAGCAUUUAUGGCAGAUUAUGAACUAUUUCAAAUUGAAAUAACAAGAACUUAUGGAAAAAAUGAAUGGAGAGAUGAUAUUAGAAAAUUAUUUAGAAAAAGUGGAGUUGAGGAUGAAUCAUUUAUCGAAGAUAUUAAUAUGAUGUUAAAUACUGCUGAUAUUCCAAAUUUAUUUCCUGCUGAUGAACGAGCUGAAAUAUGUGAUAAAAUGCAAGGUGUAGCUCGACAAUUAAAUCGCAAAAUUGAAUCAACACCAAUGGCAUUAUACAAUUAUUUUAUUGAACGUGUUCGUUCAGCUCUUCAUAUUGUUCUUGCAUUUUCACCUAUAGGUGAUGCUUUUCGUAAUCGUCUUCGUAUGUUUCCAUCAUUAAUCAAUUGUUGUACAAUUGAUUGGUUUACAUCAUGGCCUGAAGAUGCACUUGAAAUGGUAGCAAAGAAAUUUUUAGAAGAAGUUGAGUUAGAAGAUGAAAUACGAGCAAAUUGUGUUGUUAUGUGUAAAACAUUUCAUGAAAAUAUUCGUGUAUUAUCUCAAUUAUUUCUUGAACAAUUAUCACGACAUAAUUAUGUUACACCAACAUCUUAUCUUGAAUUAAUUUUAACAUUUAAAGAUUUAUUAAGAACUAAACGUAAUGAAAUUCAAACAUUAAAAGAUAAUUAUUUAAAUGGUCUCAAACAACUUGAUUAUGCACGUGUUGCUAUAGAUGCUAUGAAAAAAGAAUUAACUGAAUUACAACCGAAAUUAAAAGAAACGGCUGUUGUUGUUGAAAAUUUAAUGAUUCGUAUUGAACAAGAAACAGCUGAAGUUGAAGCACGUAAAGAAAUUGUCGCUGCUGAUGAAGCUGUUGCUAAUGAAGCAGCAGCUAAAGCUCAAUCGAUUAAAGAUGAAUGUGAAAAUGAACUUAUGGAAGCUUUACCAGCUCUUAAAGAAGCUGAAGAAGCAUUAAAUACUUUAAAACCAAAUGAAUUGGUUAUUGUCAAAGCUAUGAAAAAUCCACCAAAUGGUGUAAAACUUGUUAUGGAAGCUGUAUGUGUUAUGCUUGAAAAAACUCCUGAACGUAAAAUUGAUCCAGCAACACAAAAACCUAUCUUAGAUUUUUGGCCAACAUCAGUUCGACUUUUAGCUGAUAUGGAUUUUCGUAAAAAUUUACAAACUUAUGAUAAAGAUAAUAUAAAACCACAAGUAAUAAAAGUAAUUCGUGAUCGUUUCGUUCAAAAUACAGCAUUUCAACCAGUUGAAGUAGCAAAAGUUUCAGCUGCUUGUGAAGGUUUAUGUAAAUGGGUAUUAGCACUUGAAAAAUAUGAUCGUGUUAUAAAAGUUGUACAACCAAAACGAUUAAAAUUAGAAGAAGCUGAAGAAGCUUUAUCUGAACAAAUGACUAAACUACAAGAAAAACAACGACAAGUACAAGAAUUAGAAGCACGUUUAAAAGCUUUAACUGAUGAAUAUGAAACAAAUGUACAGAAAAAAAAUGAAUUAGAAGAUCAAAGAAAUUUAUGUGAAAAAAAAUUAACACGUGCUGUACAACUUAUUGAAGGUCUUGGAGGUGAAAAAGAUCGUUGGACAGAUCAAGCAAGAAAAUUAGGUGAACGUUAUAUACAAUUAACUGGUGAUAUACUUUUAAGUGCUGGUGUUGUCGCUUAUCUUGGACCAUUUACUGUUAAUUAUCGUACAGAUUGUAUUCGUCAAUGGAUUGAUUUAUGUAAAUCAAAACGUAUUCCAUGUUCAGAUGUAUUUUCAUUAAAUACAACACUUGGUGAUGCAGUUAAAAUUCGUGCAUGGCAAAUAGCUGGUUUACCUGUUGAUUCAUUUUCAGUUGAUAAUGGUAUUAUAGCAACAAAUGCACGUCGUUGGCCACUUUGUAUUGAUCCUCAAUCCCAAGCUAAUAAAUGGAUUAAAAAUAUGGAAAGAGAUAAUCGUUUAGCUGUUGUUAAAUUACAAGAUCCAACAUAUGCAAGAACAUUAGAAAAUGCUAUUCAAUUUGGUACUCCUGUUUUAUUAGAAAAUAUUAAUGAAGAAUUAGAUCCAAUUUUGGAUAAUGUUUUACUUAAAGCAACAUUUAAACAACAAGGAGUAGAAUACAUUAAAUUCGGUGAAAAUGUUAUUGAAUAUUCACGGGAUUUUCGUUUUUAUAUAACAACAAAAUUACGUAAUCCACAUUAUUUACCCGAAGCAUCAGUUAAAGUAACAUUAAUUAAUUUUAUGAUAACAUCUGAAGGUUUACAAGAUCAAUUAUUAAGUAUUGUUGCUGCUAAAGAAAAACCUGAACUUGAAGAACAAAAAAAUACAUUAAUUAUUCAAUCAGCUGAAAAUAAACGUAAACAAAAAGAAAUUGAAGAUACAAUUCUUGAAGUUUUAUCAUCAUCAGCUGGUAAUUUACUUGAAAAUGAAACAGCUAUACAAAUAUUAUCAUCAUCGAAAAAAAUCUCUGAGGAAAUUGAAGCUAAACAGAAAAUAGCUGAAGAAACACAAAAAGAAAUUGAAUUUACUCGUCAAGGAUAUUUACCUGUUGCUAAACAUUCAACAAUCUUAUUUUUCUGUAUAUCAGAUUUAGCAAAUAUUGAUCCAAUGUAUCAAUAUUCACUUGUUUGGUUUAUUAAUUUAUAUGGAAUGUCAAUUGAAAAUAGUGAAAAAUCAACAGAUUUACAAGAACGUAUUCGAAAAUUAAAUGCUCAUUUUACUGAAUCAAUUUAUCGAAAUGUUUGCCGAUCAUUAUUAGAACGGCAUAAACUAUUAUUUUCAUUUAUACUUUGUGUACAAUUAGGAAAAGGUCGUGGAGAAGUUGAUGAUAAUAUAUGGCGUUUUCUAUUAACUGGUGGUGUUGGUCUCGAUAAUCCAUAUCCAAAUCCUGCUCCAGAUUGGUUAAAUGAUAAAUCAUGGGCAGAAAUUGUUCGAGUAUCUGAAUUAUCAGAUUUUCGAAAUCUAAUGGCACAUGUCAAAGAAAAUACAAAUAAAUGGAAAAUACUUUAUGAUUCACCAACACCACAUGAACAACCUUAUCCAGAUGAAUAUGAUAAUCUUCAUGCAUUAGAAAGAUUGCUAGUUUUACGUUUAUUUCGACCAGAUAAAAUGGUACCGGCUGUACAACAAUAUAUUAUAAAACAAAUGGGGCAACAAUUUGUUGAACCACCAACAUUUGAUUUACCUGGAUCAUAUUCUGAUUCAUCAGCAAUUACUCCACUUAUAUUUGUUUUAUCACCAGGUGCUGAUCCAAUGAUGGCUUUACUUAAAUUUGGUGAAACAAUGGGUAUUUUUGAUGAACGAAUUAAAACAGUUUCACUUGGUCAAGGACAAGUAUGUUUUUAUUAA